Cotesia congregata is the source of this 498-nucleotide messenger RNA. NCBI's taxonomy places the organism in Eukaryota, Metazoa, Arthropoda, Insecta, Hymenoptera, Braconidae. The record is from the annotation of a GenBank genome assembly.
AUGGCGGAUGAAGCGGAGCAGAUUCUGGCGAUCAAUGUCAAGGAACCUUUGGAUUUGAUUAAAUUGAGCAUUGAUGAAAGGAUUUAUGUCAAAAUGAGAAAUGAACGUGAAUUACGCGGACGUUUACAUGCUUAUGAUCAACAUUUAAACAUGAUCUUGGGAGAUGCCGAAGAAACGGUAACGACUGUCGAAAUUGACGAAGAAACCUACGAAGAAGUCUACAGAACCACCAAAAGAAAUAUCCCAAUGUUAUUUGUCCGUGGAGAUGGUGUUAUUUUGGUUUCACCGCCCAGUAUGCGCGCUCACUCCCGCUUAAGCUUAAAAAUCACUUUUUUGGGCUUGACCUUGCUCUGGGCGUCAAGAUUGAAGAUUUUAUGGACCCGGUCGAUGUCCUGCUCAUCAACAGAAUAUAAUGACGCACGCUCAUCAUUAAAUAAAAUACCAGCAUUAGAAAAAUCUCUGGCAAUAUUUUUUCGUGGGCGUGAGAAAGUUAUUUGA